Molecule: messenger RNA, 657 nt
Organism: Saccostrea cuccullata (small rock oyster)
Lineage: Eukaryota; Metazoa; Mollusca; Bivalvia; Ostreida; Ostreidae
Product: UPF0538 protein C2orf76 homolog
Exons: 4
Coding region: 104-421 (105 amino acids)
Molecular function (GO): protein binding
Source: RefSeq, a predicted model, not a curated record
UGUGAGAGUUCUGUCCCGAUAUAACGGUUAUUUCAUCACAAUUUUUGACAAAUCCAGUUUAUCAUGCGCUUGAAUUUCUGUGUCUUCAGAGCGCUUACUGUAAAUGGCGACUGUCACAGUGCGCUUGAUUCGAUCGUUUGAGCAUCGAAACCUAAAACACGUGGUUUAUCACGAAGUAGAUUUAUCACAGAGUGUAAGCAACUUCAAAGACUUCAUAAAAAACGACACACUGAAAAUAUCGCACAAGCCACAUGGGUCAAAGAGUAAUGACCCAGUAAUUAAUUUGGAGAAUGAUGAGGGACUUAUACUGAAAGACGACCAGACCCUGGCAGACAGUGGUGUAGAGGAUGAGACAGAGAUUUCUUUCUUCAAGCUGGAGGAUUAUGAAGUGUACAAGAAAAACCCACAUCUGGCCUGGUGACCGUAUGGUGUCACACAUUGGAUAUUCUCUUUAUUCAUAAACCAUGGACCAUACUGUAUCUGUGUACCAGUGUGAGAAACUCUCAUCAUAGUGAAAGAGAUAUCAAUAAUGAUAGCUACAAUACUCCUUCAGCUGGAAAAUAGAAGUCUUGCAUCCAUACAAGAAAAAAAAUGUUUUUUUCUUCAAGAGACCAAGUUAUUAAUGCCAAUAAAGAUUAUAUUUUUGCUUGCAUUUUG